AUGAUGUCGCUAGGAACUCCAGGAAUGUACCCAAGCGGCGCCCCAGCUCCACCACCACCCGGAGCAGUGGACCCUGGUACCAUCGGCCAAGCCGCUCCCUACAUCAUCCCAAAGAAGGUUCCCAAGCCUGGCCAAACAUCAAAGGCGACGCCGAUUUCAAUGCUCCAGGAACUCUGCCAAAAACUUUCAAAGACGCCUCGAUAUGAUUUACUGACAAUGGAGGGCCGUGCGCAUCAGCCUAGUUUCGUCUUUCGAUGUGUUGUCGGAGACGUAACUGGCGAAGGGCACGGUACGUCGAAGAAAUCGGCGAAGCACCAAGCUGCUGAGAACGUCCUCACGCAGUUGAAAUCUGGUGUCGUCCCGGGAGAGGAAAAGCCGCCGAUCAAAGGGGAGGAACUCGAAAAGGAUCAGUCCAUGAUUCACGCUGGGGAGAUCAAUCCGAUUGGCACCCUUCAGGAACUUGUCGUUUCCCGAGGAUGGCGCCUUCCGGACUACUCCCUGGCUUCCGAAGCUGGCCCGAGCCACAAGAAAGAGUUCAUCAUCUGUUGUUCCGUCGAAAAGCUCAAAGAGUACGGCAGUGGUAGUUCCAAAAAAGUCGCUAAACGAAAUGCUGCUGGUUCAAUGUUAUCCAGAUUGCGGGAAAUCCCAUCGGACUCGAAGGAACAUGUUCUAGAUACCGAUGAUAUUGACCCUUCGAGUUUUUCCAAUGGCCGCCGAGGUCUUGUGCCUCUCGAGCUCUUGCGAAACAGCAACGGAGAGAGGAUAACAAUCGCCAAAGUAAACGAAUCCGCGGCGGACCCGAUUCUGCAAUUGCACGAGUACUCAGUCCAGCACCAAUUCUCUGUCGCAUUCCUUGACAUAAAGGAACGCUCCACUGUGGGCCUUGUUCAGUGCUUUGUCAGGCUCACUACGAUGCCAGUCUCCGUGCUCAACGGAGAAGGAGCCACCCUCACCGAUGCGCAUAAUCAUGCUGCACGAAAUGCUCUUCAGUACUUGAAGAUCAUGGGUGCAGAAAAGCCAUUGACUGGCUGA
Messenger RNA from Oikopleura dioica, 1032 nucleotides. NCBI's taxonomy places the organism in Eukaryota, Metazoa, Chordata, Appendicularia, Copelata, Oikopleuridae. The record is from the annotation of a GenBank genome assembly.